Aureococcus anophagefferens is the source of this 2373-nucleotide messenger RNA. RefSeq lists its product as hypothetical. The coding region runs from base 1 to 2373 and encodes 790 amino acids. The record is from RefSeq and is a predicted model, not a curated record. Lineage: Eukaryota; Pelagophyceae; Pelagomonadales; Pelagomonadaceae. The transcript has a single exon.
AUGGCGCUGCAGGCGCUGGCGUCGCGGCGGUCGCAGUACGUCGUCGGCGCGCUGUGCGCGCUGGUGCUGCUGCACCGGCUGGCGCGGGCGCCGGAGGUCCUCCGGGCGGACACGAGCAUGCUGCCCUUCGGGGCAGCCUCGAACCUGACCGCGGAGUUGCGCGCGCUCGACGCGACGCUCGCGCUGCUCGAGCGGCGGCUCAGACCCGCCGCCGCGGCACCCGCCACCGCCGCGCCGCCGGCGCAGGCGCGGCCGCGGCGGGGAAGAGACCGCGCGGACAUCGACGCGCGGCUUCGCGGCGUCGAGGCCGCGCUCGGCGAGGCCGGCGGCGGCGGCGGCGACGCGGCGGCCUUCCGGGGCCUCGACGCGCGGCUGCGGCGCGUCGAGGCGGCCGUCGCGGCGGGCGCCGCGGCGCGGGCCGCCGCGCCCGCGGCGGACGCGCCCGCGGCGGAAGCUCCGGCGGACGCGCCGGCGCCGCGGCCCGCGGCCCCUUCCAACGCGCCGCCGGCGCCCGCGCCGACGCAGGGCCCCGGCUACCGGGCGCGGCGGCUCGCCUUCAACGAGAGCCUGCCCCGCCUGCCCGCGCCCGUGUCGCCGGCCGCCUCCGGGCCGGCGACGCGCGGCGUGCUGUCCUUCAGCGGCAUCCUCGAGGCGUCGCGUUACGUCGAGGGCGGCGCCCAGCUCGGCGAGUUCAGCGUGAGCCUGUUCCUGCGGUCGCGGGCCGGCUGCCUGCCCUACGGCUGGCACCCGCGGAUCUACGCGUACGCCGACUACGACCGGGGCGGCCCCUGGCACGUCGGCGGCUGCUCGCUGCUCAACGCCGUCGUCGGCCGCACGGCGCCGGCGGCCUGGCGGCCCCUCUGGCGCAAGCGGCGCGCCUGCUGCCCCGCGGCGCCCGAGGACGAGCUCUUCGCGCCCGGCGGUUUAGGCGCGCGCGAGAAGGGCGAGCGGGCGCGCGUCAAGGACGUGCUCUGGAACGGGCCCCGCAGCGACUGGGGCCUGAGCCUGAGCGAGACGACGGGCCGCCUCCUCUUCGGCGUCGGCCACCGCGACUACGUCUACCGGCCGCGGUCCGGCCGGCCCGUGCGCGACGAGACCGUGGCGACGACGGGCCCGUCGCUCGUCGACGACGCCUGGCACUCCGUCGUCGCCGUGCGGCGGCGGCGCGCCGGCCCCGUCGCGGCCGGCGGCGGCGCCGUGCGCGACGGCGCGGCCUUCGACAAGUUCCAGGACAGCGAGCUCCUCGUCUACGUCGACGGCGCGCGCGCGGAGACCGCCGCGAACGCGACGGGCGGGCCCCUCGGCGCCGCGGCGACGGCGGCGGCGACGCGGGCGUUAGCACUGGCCGCCGGGGCGCCGGCGACGGACUACGGGCCGCCCCACGAGCUGUACGACGCGACGCACCGCGUGCCGCUCGGCCAGCUCUUCCGCGGCUGCCUGAGCGACGUCCAGAUCCACCGGCGCGCCUGGACGGCGCGCGACGUCGCCGCGUUCCACGCGAAGCGGCCCGCGGACGCGACGCCCUGCGAGCCGCCGCGGGCCCGGGGCAUGCCCGAGGCCGACGCGGCGCCGCGGCGGCCGCGGCGCGCGGCGCCCAUCCCCGUCUACUACCUCGCGCACACGGACGCUGGGUCCCUGGCCAUGCGCGACGCCUUCGUCGCGUCCGUCAAGGACGCGCCGGGCGACCUCGAGCUCCGCGAGGUCCUCGCGGGCGACCUCGGCGCGAGCCAGAAGGAGCGCUACGGCCCCAAGGGCCAGCUCAUCCACCGGGCGCUCACGGAGAACCCGGCGGGGACCCUGGUCGUCGUCGCCGACAUCGACAUCCGCUUCUUCCGCCCCCUGGCGCCCCUCUUGGAGGCCUACGCGGAGCGCCGGUCCGCGGACGCCGUGUUCCAGCGCGACGCGGACUGGUCCCUCGAGGCGAACCUGGGGCUCAUGGCGCUGCGCUGCUCCGCCCGCGUCGACGCCUUCUUCGCCGAGACGGCGGCCAUGGCCGCGACCUACGGCGCCGGCGACAAGGCGACGAUCAAGCGGCAGAACUCGGGCGUCAAGGGCGGCGACCAGCGCAUCGUCAACGUCGCGCUGAAGAACCCCGCGCGCGUGCCCGCGCUGCCGGCGAUCUCCUGGGCGCUGCUGCCCCACGAGCUCACGACGCGCACCAUCGACCUCCAGCGGGGCAUGAUGUACAAGCACGAGGAGGCGACCUACGGCUACCACCUCAACGACUUCGGCGGCGCGGGCACGACGCCGGAGAAGGCGCGCGAGAACAAGAUGGCCAUGCUCGCCCAGGAGGAGGCGGCCUUCAAGGAGGAGACAAACAAGGCCCAGGCGCUGUUGAUCAAGUACGCCCAGCACCCGCCGCCCUGGGACUAA